AAUGACUAAGAGACAUAGCUUCCAAUCUCUAGUAUCAACAUAAUUACAGACAACAUUUUAGAUUAGGCGCGUUCACCUCUGUUUGAAAUUGCACACACUUGUCAUAACACAAAACGCAAGGACAAAUGACAAAGAAAGAAAUUAAUAGAGAAAAUGUUGAGGGACAUAGUUAGUAUUUUAGCUUAAACAGAAUAUUAAACUUGUCGAAUCAUUUCAUUUAAUCUUCUAUUAAAUGUGAGAAAUUCGCUGGGCUAUUGACACAAGUAUCAACAGGAAUAAUGGAAAACUGCCCCUUUGCCGAUAUCGACCUUGAAAAAUAGACACUUUGAUUAAACAAUUCUACACAGUAAAACCAUUAACCCACAUAUAACCAAAAGCCGAUAAGAAGCCAGUGUCAUAGGAGAUGGAAACAACAUUAGAAUCAAAACUGACCGAUGGACGAGAAAUACUGACAUGGAACUUAAGGACAUAUUGGGAUAGGAGAAAGUAAGAAACAAAUAUAAUAUGUGGCACUGAAGGAUAGAAAUUGAAAAUUUAACAAAUCUGGUUAGAACUAAUUUAGGAAAAUGUAUUCACGAUAUAAGAAACAGUUUCAAGAUGCGCGUGAUGGACUUUGUAAACCCGAAAAAAUCAAAGGAUUUAAAAUAAAUGAAAAGCCUUCCAGUAUCAGAGAAAAUACGCGAAUAACAGAUAUCAGCGCUAUGUCAGGAUCCACAAAUGUUAACAACGUAUUGGACAAGGUUCCUGCCACUUGGAAGAGUAAAGCCAAAACCUUCUUUUUCCGGUUUGAUACUGACGGGGAUGGCCUUCACACUCGGCGAGACUAUGAGGAAAUCGUCAAUAGAUUAACUGGAUAUCUGAAGAAGAGUGGCAGCAAUCCAUCGGAUGAUCGUCUGCAAGGUCUCAAACACACGUUUAUAGAUGUCGUCUGGAGCGAAUUUGUGGCGGGAAAUCAUGACACGGGAAGCAAUCGAAAAGUAACACUCCAAGAAUUCACUACCAAUGUUGCGAAAAAGCUCGAUGAGAGAGAAUACGCCGAGGCGGUUUGUAAGGCAAUAUCGACGCAUUAUUUUGAUAUCAUAGAUAUAAACAGCGAUGGGUCGAUAUCGUUAAAAGAAUAUGGAGAUUUUAUGGAGUUGUUUGGAGUUGACCCAAAGCAUGCCCCUGGGGCAUUCGAAUCUCUCGACGCGGAUUGCAACAACGAAAUAAGCCGUGAAGAGUUUUUUAAUGCAAUGCAAAACUUCUGGUUGAGUAUGGAUGACACGGGCUUCGGUGCAUGUAUGUUAGGACCUUUGAUAAAGUGGUAAAUGGCAAUGUUUAACUCUCCACAACUCCUACUUGAAAUAUUAAAUAUUUUAGACCUACCAGUAGAAAUAUUUCACCAAAGACAGCAUCCAUCAUACAUUUUGCAACGAUAUUUUGUCAGUGAACCAUCGAGAACUUUUAUGGAAGGAAAUCGUAAUUAUAUAUAUAAUGACUAGACGUUUGCUCAUUACCGCUUUUGGGAACACAACUUUUGUAUUCAUCAGCAGAUAAGGAUACGAGCUAAAAGACCAUGUGACCGCCUCUCUACUUGACUACACACCUCACACUUGUUGUAGUGGGGGGGGGGUCACAAGGGUUUGUAACUAGACUAGUAAGACAUCUCGUCUUUUGAUGUAGAUCCCUUCAUGUCAUUCUUAUAUUUAUACAAUUGAAAUGUAGCUUCUCGCGUGCCCCAUUUUGAAACACCAGCCAGAACGAACAAUUAAUUCACAUUGGAUUUUAUCCUGGUGUUUCUCUUGUAGAGGUUCAAAAUAUAGAAACGUCUUAGAGUCAGGUCUCACUGUCCUCAUACCCACGACCCAUUCAAAAAUUACAAUUAUUCAGUAUCUUUGGUAUCUUGGGAGUUGUCCAUGUCAAAGUGAUUUAUAUAUAAUUAAAUCAUAAAAUAAAAGGACAUUAAUGAAGAUUAUUCCAUAUGUUAUAUUGAAUUAUUUCAUAUACUGUCAAUACAGUAUAUGACUUGCUGAGUGAAUGUGGAACUUCCCAGCCAUUUCAAUUUCAAUUCUUUCAUGAGCUGGGUCAGCGAUGCCCGAUCUUGAAGGA
Molecule: messenger RNA, 2088 nt
Organism: Owenia fusiformis
Lineage: Eukaryota; Metazoa; Annelida; Polychaeta; Sabellida; Oweniidae
Source: the annotation of a GenBank genome assembly